AUGCACCGCAGCAGCAGUCCUUCCACGUGCAGAGCAGGGCUGUGCUAUCAGUCCAUCGACCUUUCCGACUGUCGCAAAGGUCCCAGGCCGGCCGGCAGGAGGCCAGGGUGGGCCAGGAGCUGCGGGAACGGAGUCGAGGCUCCUCCUCUGACUCGCGCGGUGUCCCCUUCCUGGCGCCCCGAUGUCCCCGAGCGGAGCAAGGAAGGAGAUGGUCUCCUGCGGAAGCGCCUCUCCUUGGUGCCAGAGAUUCUGCAGGGACAGAGGCUGCUGCUGCUGCUCAUUGCCAGGAUACCUGGUCCCCCAGAGUCCUCCUCCUUCUCCUCCUCCUCCUCUGAUGGCCAACUCUCAAUUACCACCAAGCGCAGAGAAACAAUGCACCCCGCUGAUGUCUCUCCUCCCCUCUCUCCUCUUGCAGGGAGCUGCCUGGAACUCUUCCUGCUGCUUCUGCUGGCUCUGGGGCUCCCCUCUUCGCGCGGCUGCCCCACGGACUGCGUCUGCUACCCGUCCCCCAUGACCGUCAGCUGCCAGUCCCACAACUUCCUCGCCAUCCCGGAGGGCAUCCCCGAGGACAGCGAGCGCGUCUUCCUGCAGAACAACCAGAUCUCCCUGCUGCUGCGCGGCCACUUCAGCCCCUCGCUGGUCACCCUCUGGCUGUACUCCAACAACGUCACCUUCGUGGACCCAAACGCCUUCCGCGGCUUCUCCCACCUGGAGGAGCUAGACCUGGGAGACAACCCCAACCUGCAAGAGCUGUCGGCCAAGACCUUCCAGGGCCUCAGCCGCCUCCACGCCCUGCACCUCUACAAGUGUGGCCUCAGCUCCCUGCCCAGCGGCAUCUUCUCCGGCCUCCACAACCUGCAGUACCUCUACCUGCAGGACAACCGGCUGGGCUACCUGCACGAUGACCUUUUCGCCGACCUCGUCAACCUCAGCCACCUCUUCCUGCAUGGCAACCGGCUCUGGAGCCUCCACCAGAACACCUUCCGGGGGCUGGUCAACCUGGACCGGCUGCUCCUCCACCAGAACCAGCUGCAGAGCAUCCACCGGGGAGCCUUCCACGACCUGCGGCGCCUCACCUUGCUCUUCCUCUUCAACAACAGCCUCUCCGAGCUGCCGGGGGAGGCCCUGGCCCACCUGGAGGCCUUGGAGUACCUGCGCCUCAACAGCAACCCCUGGCACUGCGGAUGCCGGGCCCAGUCGCUCUGGGAGUGGCUGCACCGCUUCCGGGGCUCCAGCUCCAGCGCCAUCUGCGAGUUCCCGGAGAAGCUGCACGGCGUGGACUUGAAGGAGCUGACGGCGGACAGCUUCCGGGGCUGCGCGGCCUCCGAGUCGCUGCACCACCAGGUGAAUGGGGUGCGCUUCCCGCCGUCAGCUGAUAGGGCGCCCCCGGGGGACCACCCGCCGCUCCACUCCUCCACGGAAAAGGGGAAAGGGCGGCCGGGGGAGCAGCGCCCUGGCUACCGGAAGCCCGGCAAGAACUGCACCAAGAGCCGAAACCGCACCACCAAGCCGGCCGGGCCCUGGAAGGAGAACGAGGGGACAGACUAUGAGCACAAAUCCCCUGGCCUGGGCCUGCUGCCCAAGCCGAAGGGGAAGUGCCACCGGACAUCUCUGCAGCCCCCCAGCGGGGUCCAGCAGGCAGCGGGGGCCGGGGUGCGUGGGGCCGGGGCCAGGGCUGCAGGGGCCCUCCAGGCCGCCCUGCUGGCCGGGGUGCUGGCCUUGGCGGUGAUCGUCCGCUGACCGCGGAGGAGCCACGCUGAGCCGCCACCGGUCUCCGGAGCCCCAGCGCUGUGACUCCUCCUCCUCCCCCUUUUUUCUGCCUGGGGGGUUUGGCAGCAGCAAGGCAGGCCCCCUCCCGGGCCUUCUUCAAAGCCCCCGCCCAUGGCCAGCAAGGGG
Messenger RNA from Lacerta agilis (Sand lizard), 1896 nucleotides. It is a transcript of the gene RTN4RL1, whose product is annotated as reticulon 4 receptor like 1. The transcript is spliced from 3 exons. Bases 1 to 1740 code for a protein of 579 amino acids. Lineage: Eukaryota; Metazoa; Chordata; Lepidosauria; Squamata; Lacertidae. Gene Ontology annotation, cellular component: plasma membrane. Gene Ontology annotation, molecular function: protein binding. The record is from RefSeq and is a predicted model, not a curated record.